This is a messenger RNA of Elephantulus edwardii (Cape elephant shrew), 552 nucleotides long. It is a transcript of the gene FDX2, whose product is annotated as ferredoxin 1-like. NCBI's taxonomy places the organism in Eukaryota, Metazoa, Chordata, Mammalia, Macroscelidea, Macroscelididae. Gene Ontology annotation, cellular component: mitochondrion. Gene Ontology annotation, biological process: positive regulation of oxidoreductase activity; P450-containing electron transport chain. Gene Ontology annotation, molecular function: 2 iron, 2 sulfur cluster binding. The record is from RefSeq and is a predicted model, not a curated record. The coding region runs from base 1 to 552 and encodes 183 amino acids. The transcript is spliced from 5 exons.
AUGGCGGCCGCCGUGGCCCGGGUCGGCGUGAAUGCCGGGCUCUUGCUGCGGGCGACCCGGGGAGCUUGGUGGAGCAGACCUGCGAGCGGCCUGGGGGCCGGGGAGGCGGCGGCACCGGUGACGGCCAGGAGAUUCCGGACGACAGGCUCGUGCCCAGCGCGGGAAGAGGAAGCGGGUGGCCCCGAGCGGCCUGGGGACGUGGUGAAUGUGGUGUUCGUAGACCGGUCAGGCAGACGGAUUCCGGUGAGCGGCAGAGUCGGGGACAAUGUCCUCCACCUGGCCCAGCGCCACGGGGUGGACCUGGAAGGGGCCUGUGAAGCCUCCCUGGCUUGCUCCACCUGCCACGUGUAUGUGAGUGAAGACCACCUGGAUCUUUUGCCUCCACCUGAUGAGAGGGAGGACGACAUGCUGGACAUGGCCCCCCUCCUCCAGGAGAACUCCCGGCUGGGUUGCCAGAUCCUGCUGACCCCCGAGCUGGAGGGGGCCGAGUUCACCCUGCCCAAGAUCACCAGAAACUUCUACGUGGACGGCCACGUCCCCAAGCCCCACUGA